Hippocampus zosterae (dwarf seahorse) is the source of this 2350-nucleotide messenger RNA. RefSeq names its product gastrula zinc finger protein XlCGF57.1-like. Gene Ontology annotation, molecular function: RNA polymerase II cis-regulatory region sequence-specific DNA binding; DNA-binding transcription factor activity, RNA polymerase II-specific. Gene Ontology annotation, cellular component: nucleus. The coding region runs from base 267 to 1799 and encodes 510 amino acids. Lineage: Eukaryota; Metazoa; Chordata; Actinopteri; Syngnathiformes; Syngnathidae. The transcript is spliced from 2 exons. The record is from RefSeq and is a predicted model, not a curated record. Gene Ontology annotation, biological process: central nervous system development; regulation of transcription by RNA polymerase II.
CAUUGUCGAUGGUGUCGACUCCGCAGAGGGAGUUCUUGGGCACGCGCUCCGUGAAAUCAUUUCGAAUUAUUGUCGAAAUACUGCUGAGCGGGCGAAAGACUCGACACGGCACACGCAUCUCCAUUUCAGCCGACUAAAACAGAAUACGUUUGAUUUUCGUGUCCAGACAAACUCGUCAGUGUGCACGCCGACGUUAGCUUGCUAGCGGCGAACAAAGCGACGAGUUUGCCCGCGCCGCGUCGCUCCGAGUGUUCCGUGUGUUGGAAAUGUGCGCCAGGAGGACAGCAAAGUACAAGGGGGAACCUUGCGGAACGGAAGAGGACAUCGCGCAACAACGUCACAUUUGCAAGUUGGAACCUCAACUUUUCUUACUCGGAGCAGAUGUCAGUGAAGAGUAUUUGCAUCCUGAGCAGCGGGAGCCGCAGUCCACCCACAUUAAACAGGAGGAAAAGUCAAUGGCGACGCACAUUAAGGAAGAGGAGGAUGAGAAUGCAAAGAGCAAGCCUCCGUUGAAUGGUGUCAGUGUGAAGAGUGAAGGAGCCGAUGGAGGAUUCCAACCGGACGGCCUCUUAGCUCCCCUUUCAGAAGGUGACGACGUCACGUCACACUCUUGUGACAGUGACGACCAUGAUGAUGAUGAUGAUGAUGAUGAUGGGCCCUCGAAAGGUCAUAUGACUGGCAACAGACGAGUGAAAUGUUCUCAGUGUGACAAAUUGUUUCUCAACAAGUCGUCCUUGAAAGUACACUGGAGAACACACACUGGAGAAAAACCUUUUGCCUGCUCGCUGUGUGAUCGAAGAUACUCCUGGAAGGGACAUUUAACAAGGCACACAAGAACACACACUGGGGAAAAACCUUUUUCCUGCUCAGUUUGUGCUAAAACAUUUUCUGCUAAGACAAGUUUAACAACGCACACGAGAACACACACGGGUGAGAAACCUUUUGCCUGCUCAGUUUGUGGGAAAACAUUUUCUUUGAAAACAACUUUAACGAUACACACCAGAACACACACUGGCGAGAAACCUUUUGUGUGCUCAGUUUGUGGUAAACCGUUUUCGAUCAAAGGUGAAUUAAAAAAUCACACAAGAACACACACUGGGGAAAAACCUUUUGCCUGCUCAGUUUGUGGUAAACGCUUUGGUGUGAAAGGUCAAUUGAAAAAACAUACAAGAACACACACUGGGGAGAAACGUUUUGUUUGCUCCAUUUGUGGCAAAGCAUUUUACAGAAAUUCAGACUUAAGAAGGCACACCAUCACACACACUGGGGAAAAACCUUUUGCAUGCUUAGUUUGUGGCCAAACGUUUUCUCUGAAGACAAGUCUCAUGACGCACACGAGGACACACACUGGGGAAAAACCCUUUGGCUGCUCAAUUUGCGGGACAAGAUUCACUCAAAACUCCUCUUUAACAACUCACACAAGAACACACACUGGCGAGAAACCCUUUGCCUGUUCCGUUUGUGGUAAAACAUUUCCUAGCAAAAAGGAUUUGACAAGGCAUGCAAUAACGCACACUGGAGAAAAACCUUUCGCUUGUUCAUUAUGCGGGAAAGGGUUCUCCGCAAGAAGUGCCCUCAAGAAACACACAAGAACGCACACUGGGGAAAAAAGCUUUGCCUGCUCACUUUGCGGUGCAAGAUUCCGACAUAUGUCAAAUUUAAAAGCGCACAGAAGAACGCACUCUGGAGAAAAACCUUUUGCCUGUUCUGUUUGCGCUAAAACCUUUGCUCGAAAGGACUAUUUGACAAAGCACACAAGAACCCACACUCCAGGAGAGAACCUUUUGCCUACUUUGUGAAACAAGAUUCAAUCAAGCUAAGCGUUUGAUAAAACACAAGAAAAAAACAUAUUUGUGUUCUGACUUUGUAGUAAGAAGACUGACUGAUCAUUGUCCCUCUUCGGUUUUGCCCAGGAACUUUUCCAAUUCUGUCCGAUGAAAUAUUGCCUGAAUGGAUUGGAACUGCUCACUCAGCAUACCUCUUUAAACAGUGUAACAUUUUGGUACCUUAAGGGGGUUGACAUUGCUAGUUUGUUUUUAAAAAGUGUUGUUUUUUUUUUUCAAAGACCUAACUUGUCAAAAGAAAACAUUGUGCGGUGCUUUGAUGACUGUUCUAUUUUUCAAUUACACAUUUAUUUUCCAAAAAGUGGUGUCAACUUGAUACGCUGCAGCUUCACACUACCGCCUUUUAGUUGCCUUUGCUUUCCUAUACAAGUCUGCAGUAUUGUUUUUUCCACUGAAAGGUAAUUUAAUAAAUAUCAAUCAAUCAGCAGAUGAUGGCAUUGGACAAGUUCCUUUGAUUAACCCGCGGUUUUGUACAUCUCCAAAAAAUUGUCCACAGCAGUUGCAAA